AUGACAAGCUAUCCCCGUCCAGACUUCCAACGGACUACCCUGAACUGGAGUAGCCUCGAUGGCCCAUGGACCUUCACAUUUGACGACGCAGACACGGGCAAAACCGAAAACUGGCACAAAACAAGCCUGAAAAACAACAUAUCCAAACGUGAAAUCAAUGUCCCCUAUGCCUUCCAAACGCCAGCCUCGGGAAUCAACCUCCUGGAGGCGCACGAGGUAAUGUGGUAUGAGCGCAAUAUAACCGACGUCCGUAACGCAGACGAAAAAGCAAAGGGGAACAGACUCCUCGUCCGAUUCGGUGCAGUCGAUUAUGAAUGCGAGGUUUGGGUAGAUGGGUCGUUCGCCGGUGGACAUCGGGGUGGACACGUCCCCUUUGACGUGGAUGUGUCCGAUGCAUUUCAUAGCGAGAAAAGCGAAGCUCGACUUACGCUGAGAGUACGAGAUUCGCCAUUCGAUCUGACCCAGCCGCGUGGGAAACAGUUCUGGAAGCCUGUUCCUGAGAGUAUUUUCUAUACUCCUUCUGGUGGGAUCUGGCUUUCUGUUUGGCUGGAGAGUGUUCCUGCCAUGAGAAUUGCCUGUGGAAGUGGUGGGACGGUGCUGAGGUCUGAUGAUAUCGAUUCUGGAAAGUUGCAUGCUCAGGUUGGGGUACUGGGACGACGAGUUGGGUCUGAAUCCGCGGCCAAGAUUGAGAUUGAGGCGAAUCUCGGUGGUAUCUUUGUUGGAAAAACCGAGGGCGAGCUACCUCGGGAUCAGAAUCUCGCCAAGUUGGAAUUGAGUAUGAAGGCGGAGACUGCAGCCUCGUUACAAAGUCGGGAACCCUUCAAUGCGGACGGUGUCUGGCAUGAAGGUGUAGCACUCUGGGCUCCGGAACAUCCAAUCCUCUACGAUAUUACACUUCGACUGUACGAUGCCUCUGGCAGUCUAAUCGACGAAGUCCAAACAACAACCGGCAUGCGAAGCCUCUCCUGGCAAACAGGCGACGGCACAUUCCGCUUGAACGGCAAACCCUACUUCCAAAUGCUCUUCCUGGACCAAGGCUAUUGGCCCGAAACAGGAAUGACACCCCCCUCAUCUGAAGCACUCAAGACGGAUAUUGAACUCGCCAAGAAAAUUGGAUUUAAUGGAUGUCGCAAGCACCAGAAAGUCGAGGACCCUCGAUUCUACUAUUGGGCCGAUCGACUCGGUUUUGUUGUUUGGGGAGAGAUGGCAAAUGCGUAUGAAUUCGGGGGUGAAUAUGUCGAGCGUUUUACGGGCGAGUGGACUGAAGCUGUGAAGCGUGAUAUCAAUCACCCGUCUAUUGUUACCUGGACGCCUAUCAAUGAGUCGUGGGCUGUUUUUGCACUGAAGGAUAAUAUUGAACAGCGGAAUCAUGUUCGCGCGUUGUACUAUUUGACGAAAAACCUCGAUCCAAGCCGGCCCAUAAACGACAACUGCGGCUGGGAACAUGUCAAAACAGAUCUCACUACCUUCCACGACUACAGUGAUAGCUCAGAGUUGACAGCCACGUGUGCCAGUAUGAGCGGAAUCCUAGGUCCCAAAGCCGGACACGAUAUGUUCGCACCACCCAUCUACAGCGGCUACUCGGGUUCUGUCAUUGUAGACGAGGGGGCGAGACAUACACCAGGUGCGCCAGUUAUCUGCUCCGAGUUCGGAGGUGUGAAUAUCACUCCACCGAAGGAUUCAAAGGAGGCGGGCGAGCGGGAUUGGGGUUAUACAACUGCUAGUGACCCCGAUGAUUUCUUAGUGAGGUUUGAAAAGUUGGUCAUGGGUGUUGUGAAGGGGGGACAUGUCUGUGGACUGGUAUGGACGCAGCUGUGUGAUAUUGAGCAGGAAGUUAACGGGUUAUACACCUACGACCGCAAAGAUAAGGUCCCCGCUGAGAAGGUUAGGGCUGUUAUGGAUGCCGCGAAGGACCAUUACUAUGGGCACGUUAGUAGCCACCACUCGAAGGGAUUCAGGAAGUUGCUGGAUCAGUAUAAGCAAGUGGUGCACCGGAAGUGA
Messenger RNA from Penicillium nucicola, 2001 nucleotides. RefSeq names its product glycoside hydrolase family 2 protein. The transcript has 3 exons. Gene Ontology annotation, biological process: carbohydrate metabolic process. The coding region runs from base 1 to 2001 and encodes 666 amino acids. Lineage: Eukaryota; Fungi; Ascomycota; Eurotiomycetes; Eurotiales; Aspergillaceae. The record is from RefSeq and is a predicted model, not a curated record. Gene Ontology annotation, molecular function: hydrolase activity, hydrolyzing O-glycosyl compounds.